Messenger RNA from Fopius arisanus, 7382 nucleotides. Its product is annotated as Rap1 interacting factor 1. The record is from RefSeq and is a predicted model, not a curated record. NCBI's taxonomy places the organism in Eukaryota, Metazoa, Arthropoda, Insecta, Hymenoptera, Braconidae. The transcript has 2 exons. Gene Ontology annotation, cellular component: nucleus. Bases 520 to 7284 code for a protein of 2254 amino acids. Gene Ontology annotation, biological process: telomere maintenance.
CGCAACAGUUGAGUUUAUUUAUCAACGCGCAUUUCGCGAUUAUGCGUUGAAUUUAUUUAUUAGCCAAGACGAUAUAUUCACUGAGCCCUCAGUACUCGAGAGUCAACGAUAGUAAUACGAGAGAUUCACACGCAAUAAUAAAUUCGUGGAGGUAAUGCCAAUCAGCGAUAAACAUUUUUGUCACAAAGGACAUAGAGUGAGGGGAGGGCAAUACUAGUUUUAUCACCUCGAGGGCGAUUUGGGUGAUUACAUGCGACCGAUUGGUUUAUUCUGAAAUUACCGGGUUUUAAAGCUAGUGAUAUAUGUACAACGAAUCAACAGCGAGUCGGUAAAGACUCAAUUAAAUUGCAAUUUUGUCUCGGGUAAAUGGGACGCCAGUGGUCGAUGACUCCAUAAUAAUUUGGACUAUUGUGAGUGGGGAAAAUGUAAUGACGCCGGCUUUAAACGCUCUUUACUCUGAUAUCAAUUUGUUUAAACCUUGUUGCUGGAAUUUUAAAGUGUUUGCGAAAUACGUGAAUUAUGUCUGUGACUUCGGGGGUUGUGAAUAAAUUCCUCAAAACGCUACGGGAGAGCAACAGCAUUGCGGAAAAAUGGACUGCCCUAACCUGCAUCACCAGUCAUGCCGGGAAGGGCCUGGCACAGGCAUUGACAAGGGCUCAGUUCACCGAACUCUGCACGCAAUUGAUCAGCCUGAUCACGAGCUGUGAUCCAAAGAGUCAUAUCGAUGUGACCAAGUUAUGUAAUAUUAUUUUUAAGGAGUUUACUCGCAGUGAACCAAUUAUUUUUGAAUUGGCUUUGAAUAUUGACCGAAGCAAACGCCUCGCGUUUCUCGAUUUUCUUACGGCCGUCGAUCUUACGGUACUCGCUCACCUUUUGACAGACGAAAAUGCUAUUAAGUUCUUGGAGAGCUGCCUGGAGGGCAUCAACGUGGAGUCCAUGAAAUGGCUAGGUAAGGAUCCGACACCAGCGAACAUCGAAGUCCUAAGGAAAAUCGAAACCAGGCAAUUAGACGAUGAAGAAGAGGUGGAGCACACAUUGAUCACUAGAGUUAUGCAAUUCUUACAGAGGGUAUACACUCAGGCUUCUGGCACUCCUAACUUCAACAUUUCCCAGUUUCACAUUUUGAUUCUGGAGAAAAUAACAAUUUUGGCGUACAUGGGCUACUCGAAACAGCGAGAGCAAGCCCUGAAGUUGUUGGAGUUAGCAGUGUGCCAAGGUUUGGUUACAUACAUAAGAGAAAAGCACCCUACCGCCUGGACGGCUUUCAAAGCCAACCUCGCUGAGGUGUUCAGCCCAAGAAUGAUGCUCCUGGUCACCUACAAAUAUUCCAUCUGGUCGAGCCUCUGGUCCCUGACAAUAAAAAUGCUGGGGACAGAGGCUCACAAGAAUUCAGCUCUCAUCAACGAACUGCUCCUCGUAGAGGAGAAAGCCUUCAAAUCCUCAGAAACCGAAGUGCGAAAACAAGCCUUCCUCUGCUGGAAGUAUUUGAUCGACAAUUUCGCCCUCAACCCAGAGGAAUUCAACAUCUGGAAACGCGUGAAACUCCUGGUGAUUCCUCUAAACGCUAAGAACAGUAAAAUUGAGGUCAUAGCACUGACAAAAUUGGAGGUCUGGUGGCACCUCAUUGUCACGAUGUUCACGACCAAGACUACUGACCAUUUGCCCCAGGUGAUCAUCCAAUUCCUGAAUUUCUGCUUUGGCCCCCUAGGGGACACUCCCCUUCUCUCGAAGAAACAGAACCUGAUGGCCUCACCAGGUAAAAUAUUCUUCAAAACCAAAAUCUGCGCGAUUGAUGCACUCCUCCAAAUGAUGGUCAUCAAGGAGAGAGAUAGAGUCUUGAUAACGCCAGUUUUGAAGGAGCGCCUCCCCACAGCGAUACCCAUAAAAAUGUUCGAGGAGAAUCACAAGUCUUUCCUCCACAGCGUCUCCGAGGCAGUAAUUAUGAUGACUAAUCUUACAAACGAGGACCUUAAAAAUCGUCAAAAGCUCAUGACAAUUCUGUGGACAAAUCUGACAGAAUACAUCACUCAUUCAAACGUGGAGAAAAAACCUAACAUGUACAAAGAGCUGAUUCUCGUAACAAAUGAGAUGAUAAGCCACUCGGACGACUCCAUGAUAACUGAUCUGACUCUGAACAACAUUCUUCCAGAGCUGGUGACGAUGUCAGAUUUGCUGACGUAUCGAGACAACACUCUGAUAGACCUAGUGAAAAAGGUGGUAACACCUGCAAUUUUGGAGCGAGCCCAGAAGAAGAGUAUUGGCGAUAUUAGAGUGCUAAUGGAGCGAGCAGUAAUGCCCUUAAAUGCAGAUGCAUAUCACUCCCACAUCCUGAUAUUGACAAAGUCUCUUCUGGAGAGAAUGUCAACAGCUUUAGUAAAGAAGAUUCCUCAGUCAAACGUCAUCGAUUUGUGGUGUAUACUCGCAGAUUUGCUAACGAGAUACAUGAGGGACGAUCAACCGAUAAAUGAGGGUACAGAUCUAUCCCACAACCUCACCAGUAUGGAUACUCUAGUGAACUUUCCCUUCAAGCAUGAUAUCAUGUACACCAAAGCCCAAGUGAAGUCCGUCUCAGUAAUCUGGAGACACCUGUACAAGGCCUUUGAUCAACGAGCAGACAGAAUUCCCAGUGUUAAGCACAACCUAAUCAUGAAUACAACAGCUAAAGUGAUGGUGGAGGCUCUCUCAAGAUCUGACAAAUGCUUUGUUCUGCUGGCCCACUGCCUGACCCCCCUCAUGGAGACAGUGAACUACGAGAGGCUCCCCACAACCGGACAAGUACCAGCACUGGUGUACGUCCUUCGUGACGUCCUGAUGUUGUCUAUCAAGAACAAUUGUGCUGACGAGGCUGAACUAGCGCUGCAGUCACUGGACGCCUACCUCAUAUCAGUUUUCGGUCUCAACAAUGGCCCAAGGACGUUGCUGUACCUCGAGGCUCUGCGACCUGCUAUCGAGAUGCUAUUGCUCGAAAAACUCCCAGCGGGAAUUGAACAAGAUGUUCUCCACACCCUAGAACACAUAAUCUUUAUGAUCGAUAAGAGCGCUGAGGCCUUAACCGUGAAAUUCGUAGGUUCCUUUCGUCAGAUUCUUUUAGCAGCUCGACGCCACAAGGACCCCACCAUCUCCUCGAAUAUGGUGAAGCUCAUAGAGCUCAACCCAAACGUAAAGGACGACGUGAGAUGCUUCUUUACGAUAAUGGAGCUAGACGCAGCCAAUGUAUCUACCGAAUGUCCGGAGGUUUCGCCGUUGGAAAAUAAAUUAGUGAAACCCAUCAAGAUGGUUGGUAGCUUUCUCGGAAAAACACUGGACUCUCCGAAGACCCUCAAGACUCCAGAGGUUAAAAAAGAAAGCAAGAGGAUGACUCCACUGCCACCAGAUCCAGACUCGCAGGAUUACGUUGUUAUAACGUCUGAACCGAAGUUCGACGUCAAUAGAUUCACAGAGCAUCAGAAGGAGUGCAUGAAACGACGAAGGGAGGAUCUAGCUAUGUUCAAUGAUUCAUCCCAAUCGGCGUCGACAGACACCCAGGAUCUCGAACAGUGGUUCGAGAAGUCUAGGAUGAGAAAUGAAUCGAACAAAGAGAAUACCAUCACUAUGGCAGACGCUUCCUCGUCGUCUAAAAAAGACGAUACAAGAAAUGUCACAGUAGACUCUACCAACAGAGAAAUCCAAUUGCAGAAGAGCCCUGAGAGUGUGAUUAGUGCGGAGGAUGAUGUGGAAAAUUCUGAGGCAUCUGGAAGUGGAGUGUCUCAAGAAAUAGUGAAGAAAUUGAAUUUUGAAUCGAGGGAGGAGUUCCCAGAGAGCAAUGACGGAACCAGGGAGAAACAACCAGUACACAGAGAUCAAGGAGUCUUCCCUCAUGGAGGGAAAUCUCGACGGGGUAGGGGAGGUCGAAGCAAGAGAAACCACUUGGAAGGUUACGACACUAUGGACAGACAUAUUAAACGAAAGGCGGGUUCUGACCACGAUUCUGAUACGUCAGACCGCAAAAGGACCAAGAAAUCUGAUGAUAGUGACGCCGAGAGCAUCAACUCGAAUGAGAGUCAGCUAGGAACUCAUCAACCUCGAAGUAUGGAGCCUCCUGGUGUUGCCAGACUAUCUGAUCACGCGAGGAGGGAAAUAUCCAGGCUGAAGAUCGAUAUGGUUGCUGAUUUUGUAUUUCCAACUGUCAGUGGACGGAGGAGAUCGAAACACAAGGGGGAUGACACUGAGGAUCACCCCAAGGCCAGGUCCUUGAGAUCUGGGGAUAAGGAGAUGGUGGAGAACGAGCACAGUCAGGAGUUGUUGAAGAAACGGAGGAAACGGAGUGCCAAACCAGAUCCGGAGGUUAUCAAGAAAGAUACUCGAGAGCAGAAGAUGAAUAACAGUGCAGACUCUAAUGAUAAAUCCGAUAAAUCAGAUAAAUCCGUGGAUCCCCAUCAGGAUGAGGAGAGCACUUCAAAAUCCGAAGAUAUGAACUCUCCUGACAAACCAUCUGCAGAGAGCAGUGACCAUGACGAGGUUGUGGAGAACUCCCAAGAGCCCACGGUGCUUCGAUCUCCAAAACGACUCCCAUCAAGAACUGACACAGCAUCUCCAUCGACAUCUGGAAUUGUCACGAAGUCUCCAGCACCUGCCAGCCCCAAGGUACAAAAACCGGAAGAUCCCGACGAGACGUUUAUUGAGGAAGAAAAAAUAGAGGAGAAAACAUCCCGUGAAGAGCCAAAGAAAAUACCAGAGGACUCAUCAAAAUCCCCAGGACUGGCUUCCUUCACGUCGGUCUUGGCGUCGUCCUCACCCCAGAAUGUUCAGGGCAGGGGUAUCAAGAUAAGUAAUCGUCAUGGGAUGUCGCCCCACGGUCGUGGUGCCCACAUGCUGGGACUGAUCUCCGCAGCUUCUCUUAAUAGAGACAAAUCUGAGGAAGACAAGCGAGAGCCAGAUCCAUCCCAGAAGACUAGACCGGCGAUGUUGAGACAGACUGACAGGGUAUCGAGUCCCACAGGCAGUCGCCAGGAGAAGAUCUUUAAUAAUAUGAAGGGCAACGAGCUCCCCGCGCAAUCGCUUUUCAACACCCUGAGAAACGAUGGAGAGAAGAUCUCUCCGAAAAAGGAUAAGGCCGUAGAGCUAACUCCCACCGACCACGAUUAUGCCGAACCAAAGAUCAUCAACAACACGACAAUUGGAUCAGAGAGAGAGUUACCGAUGCUCGAAUGGUCAAGUGCAAAUCCGCCCUCCCUGACAGCCUCCCCCAGCUUCUCCAUUCUGAAACGCCACAAGUCUCUGCCCCUGGACACCGAUCCUGACAUCACACCCAAAAGAAAACGUGUGAGUUUCGCAGAUCCCCCAGUCUUCAAGGAGAUGUGGUACGUCCCCUCGACGUUUAAAACCACAAGAACUGGCAGCUUACGCUCGACUGGAAGAAAAGACACACCCCUGAAGCCAAAAGGUCGCUCUAGAAUUGCCGCAGUGGUUGAUACCUCAAUUGAGGAACUCGAGAGUCUAACUGAAGUCGAUCGCCAGCGACAGAAGGACAACGAACUCCUAGCGAAAAUAGCUGACGACCUUGAGGAGGACGAUGAGGUGAAUUUCGAUUCCGACGAUGAUGGAGAGGACAAGGGUGAGAUUGAGGACACAACGAGCCUGGAUAUGAGUAAGAACGAUGGCGAAGACUUACCUCAGAGUGAUACAACCAACAACAACUGGAGAGCCCUGGAAAAACCGAUUCUCAGUGUAACUGACGACUCUAUCCUCAACAAGAUAAUGUCUGAAGGGAAAACGAAUAAAAGUCAGGAGCUCGAGGAAACUCUGGACAUCCAAAACCUGAGUAGAUUCGAUUCAUCAGCAAAACCUGAGGAAUUAUUUGUUGGAAAGGUUCCCAGGACGAGUACACAGUUGGCAGCGAUAACAGUAGCUGCAGAGGCUGACACUCUUCCCAUCACUGAUUCCAUAUUCCUGAGCCAGACGAUGAGUCAAUGCAGUCAGGGUUCUCAGAACAGCAUAAAUAUCCCUGUUGCUGAGCAGCUAGACUCGAUCAGUGCCAUUUAUCCAGAUCUGAUUCACUGCAAGGAGCCUUUAUCCACCAUCAUCAAUGAUCUCACAAAUCCCCUGUGGAUCUCACAUCUGACUAACUGGUUCAAGGAGAGAGGUCUGAAGACCAUCGGGGAUCUCGCCACGAUGACAGAGAAAGAAGUCGCUGACAUACCCACGAAGGGAAAUCCCAAAGCCGUUUACGUCAAGGAGAUUCUUGACAAAUUCACCCGGAACAGCAUCUCAAAAGACGUUCAAGGGUUGGAAUCGACUCUAUCGAGUAUAGAUGACAAAUACUCUGGGGUUGAGCACAUGGAGAUCAUCGAGGAGACCAUCGAGGUGUCUAACGCUGAAAGAGACGACGAGGACACCCUCAGUGCCACCAGCGAAGACACCACCACAGCCUCGAUUUCCAUCAAUUCUCUGGAUAAUUCCAAGGGUCGUUUGGAGAUCGAGAGCGUACAGACCCAGGACAACGAUGAUAGCUCUAUCAUCAUCAGCACGAGCAGCUUUCCACCUGCGACAAUAUCGAGUGGAACGGAAACCAUUGGAGAUGAUUCAAUGGCGAUUUCAGUGGACGAAUCACAGGGUCCUAUCUCACAGGGAACAACACAAGGCAUUGAUGUGACGUUGCUCGAGCUGGAGGGAAAAAAUUAUAAACUGGUAGAAGUGGAUCGCGAGAUUGUUGGACAUACCCUGGAACCUGAGCAGAUCCUGGGGGCUGCACUUCGCACCAAUGACCUCGAGAGGGUCCUCACCAAGUUGCAGGAUAGAUAUGGCAGUGAUAGAGAGUUUAUCUCUAAGAUUCUCGCAUCAUGUAAGUCGAGGAUAACAGGUGAGGACGUCAGAGAGCAGUUGAAGGAGAAAUGUUCCUCGAAGGAAAUUUAUGAACUCACGUCUGAGGUCCUUGGAAAUUACAAGCAGAAGGGGGAAAACCUGGGAGACGUUUUUGGUACUCUUCUGCAAAAAAUUCCAAAGGAUUGUAUUGGAGAGGCUCUAACUGACGAAAAAGUGGUUUCUUCGGCUCUUCUUCUUGAUAUUGCUCUGGAGAGGAACAACCCAGAGGUAGUGGCAAAUACUGUGGUGACCCGAUUUCCAGGAAUCGUUGAGAAGAUACUGGAGACGAGAGGUGAAGAUAAUACUGUUGCUAUAAUAUCCCAGUCAAGGAGAAUGUCGCCUGCAGAACUGAGGAAUGUCUUCCGGGCUAUCUCCGAACAAAUGGAGGAUGAGGAACUACUGGAGGUAUCUUUUGAGGUCAUGAGGAAGAGGAUGAAGAAGUAAUUAGAAGGGUUUUCAAUUUUUGAAGUUAAUGCCAGGGAAUGUGGUCGUUUAUGGUAUUUCAGGUGGUAUUACUGUAAACUAUGACUGCGAAUUGGUUU